Molecule: messenger RNA, 4538 nt
Organism: Herpailurus yagouaroundi (jaguarundi)
Lineage: Eukaryota; Metazoa; Chordata; Mammalia; Carnivora; Felidae
Product: zinc finger protein 234-like
Exons: 11
Coding region: 184-4140 (1318 amino acids)
Biological process (GO): regulation of transcription by RNA polymerase II
Molecular function (GO): RNA polymerase II cis-regulatory region sequence-specific DNA binding; DNA-binding transcription factor activity, RNA polymerase II-specific
Source: RefSeq, a predicted model, not a curated record
UGGAAACAUGAAUUCUGGGUAGUUGAUCCUCCCGCAGCCUGGGGCGGGGCGGUCUCAGGCACUUCCGCUCGGGUGGCCAGGUUGCUACAGGCUCUUCUGUCGCUUUGACACUACCAGGCACAGAUCUGCCUCAGCAGGACUCUAUUCCCAGAAUCUGUACAUCUCCAGAAGUAGCAAGAGAAAAUGACCACAUUCAAGGAGGUAGUGACAUUCAAGGACGUGGCUGUGGUCUUCACGGAGGAGGAGCUGGGGCUGCUGGACCCCACCCAGAGGAAGCUGUACCGAGAAGUGAUGCUGGAGAACUUCGGGAACCUGGUCUCUGUGGGGCAUCAACCAUUCAAACGAGAUAUGGUCUACUUGGUAAGGGAAGGAAAGUUUUGGAUGAUGAAGUUAGCAACCCAAGGAAAAGGCAAUUCAGGAGACAAAAUCCAACACAAGAGGGAGACUAUUCCUACAGUGGAACCACAUGAAGAACUUUCCUGCCGGCAAAUCUGGCAGCAUAUUGCAGAUGACUUAACCUGGUGUCACGACUCCAUGAUACAGAGUUCUCAGUUCCACAGACAAUGGGAUUUACCCAGCCACGGUGAGGCAGCACAGUCUGUAACCCACACAGGCCAGAAGACUUCCCUGGGAAAUGAGUGCAAAAAGAUCUUUAGUGAUACCUCCCACUGUGAUCUUCGACACAUAAACUCAGGGGAGAAGUCUCACACAUGUCGCGAGUGUGGGAAAUGCUUCUUUUAUAGCUCAGCGCUUCGUAUUCAUCGGAGAGUUCACCUGGGAGAGAAGCGGUAUAGGUGUGAGGAGUGCGGUAAGGAAUUCAGUCAGAGCUCAUGCCUGCAAACUCAUCAGAAAAUCCACACCGUAGGGAAGCCAUUCAAAUGUGGGGAAUGUGGGAAAGGCUUCAGUCGUAGAUCAGAACUUAGUAAUCAUGGCAGGUUACACUCGGGAGAGAAACUUUAUAAGUGUGAGGGAUGUGGAAAGGCCUUCGUUAAUGCUUGCCAUCUUCAGGACCAUCAGAGAGUCCAUACCGGGGAGAAGCCAUUCAAGUGUGAUAUCUGUGGUAAGAACUUCCGUCGUAGAUCAGCACUUAAUAGUCAUUGUGUGGUCCACACGGGAGAAAAACCAUACAAGUGUGAGGAGUGUGGGAAGUCCUACACUUGGCGUUCGCGUCUUCGUAUCCAUAAGAAGGUCCACAUGGGACAGAAACCAUAUAAAUGUGAAGAAUGUGGAAAGAGCUUCUUUUCUAGGACACAUCUUUAUUAUCAUCGGAGGUUCCACACAGAGGAGAAACCUUAUAAUUGUAAGGAAUGUGGGAAGAGCUUCAGGUGGGUCUCACCUCUUUUGACACAUCAGCGAGUCCACAGUGGAGAAAAACCAUUCAAAUGUGAAGAAUGUGGGAAGGGAUUUGGUCAGAAAUCGUGCCUGCAAGCUCAUCAGAAAGUCCACACCAGAGAAAAGCCAUACAAAUGUGAGGAAUGUGGGAAGGGCUACAAGACGAGCUUGGAUCUUGAUGUGCACCAGAGUGUCCAUUUGGGAGAGAACCCAUACACCUGUAGGACAUGUGGUAAGCACUUCACUAGGACCUCAAAUCUUAAAGUUCAUCAGAGAGUCCACACUGGAGAGAAACCGUACAAAUGUAAUGUGUGUGGUAAGGUCUUCAGUCAAUCUGGACAUUUAAAAUCUCAUCAGAGAGUUCACACAGGGGAGAAACCUUACAAGUGUGAGAUAUGCAGUAAGCAGUUCAGUUCAAGUUCGUAUGUUAAAAUUCAUCACAGAAUCCACGUUGAGGAUAAAUCUCAUUCUGUCUCAUAUUGCACCUCCUCACCUAAUCCCUUUCCAACAACACUCCUGUCACAAUUGGAGGCAUUUCGAAUUCGGAAGUCGUGUCCAUGGAAUAAUUUCGCUGAAGACUCAGGCAGAGGGCUGCCCUGCGCCAGCAAGACCCCGUUUGUGAUUGACCCCAAGAUAGUAAUCCAUUUGACCUUCGCUGCCCACCUGCAGUACCCGCCCGCCUUCACCCCACCUUUUGCUUGUAUAAACCUGGACCAAAGUUCCACGCCCCCCACCAGGCGCCGUUCUGCCUUCCUGGGAUCUGUGCAACUCUGCACACUGCCAGAAGUAGGAGGACCCGUGGCCAUGUUCAAGGAGGCAGUGACGUUCAAGGACGUGGCUGUGGUCUUCACGGAGGAGGAGCUGGGGCUGCUUGACCCCGCCCAGAAGAAGCUGUAUGGAGACGUGAUGCUGGAGAACUUCCGGAACCUGCUGUCUCUGGGAGGAAAGAUCCAAAAUAAAAUGAAGACUGUUUUAGAAACAGAACCACACAAAGAGCUUUCCUGCUGGCAGAUCUGGCAACAGAUUGCAAGUGACUUAACCCAGUGUGAAGGCUCCAUGAUAAAGAGUUCUCAGUUCCCCAAACAAGGUGAUUCACCUGGACAGGUUGGGGCCAGACUAACUGAAACUCACACAGGUCAGAAACCUGAUCAGUGCAGUGAAUUUAAGAAAUAUUUCAGUGAUGUCUCCAACUUUGAUCUUCAUCAACAAGUACACACAGGAGUGAAGUCUCACACAUGUCGUGAGUGUGGAAAAAGCUUCUGUUACAGUUCAGCACUUCAUAUUCAUCAGAGAGUUCACCUGGGAGAGAAACGCUAUAAGUGUGAUGAGUGUGGGAAGGAAUUCAGUCAGAGCUCAUGCCUGCAAACUCAUCAGAAAGUCCACACCGUAGAGAAGCCAUUCAAAUGUGAGCAGUGUGGGAAUGGCUUCUGUCGUAGAUCAGCACUUAAUGUUCAUUAUAAAUUGCACAUGGAAGAGAAACCUUAUCGUUGUGACCAAUGUGGAAGGGCCUUCAUUCAUGCUUCCCAUCUUCAGGAACAUCAGAGAAUCCACACCGGGGAGAAACCCUUCAAAUGUGAUAAAUGCGGUAAGAAUUUUCGUCGUAGAUCAUCACUUAAUAGUCAUUGUAUGGUCCACACGGGAGAAAAACUGUACAAAUGUGAGGAGUGCGGGAAGUGUUUCUUUUGUAGCACAAAUCUUCACAUCCAUCAGAAGGGCCACACGCGAGAGAAACCUUAUAAAUGUGAGGAGUGUGGGAAGGGCUUCAUUCAGCCUUCUCAUUUUCGGGCCCAUCAGAGAAUCCAUACUGGUGAGAAACCAUAUGUAUGCAAAGUGUGUGGUAAAGGCUUCACUAUGAGUUCAAAUCUUCAAGCACAUCAGAGAGUCCACACAGGAGAGAAACCAUACAAAUGCAACGAGUGUGGAAAGAACUUCGGGACGAAAACCCGUUACCAGGUUCAUCUGGUGGUACACACGGGAGAGAGACCCUAUAAAUGUGAAGUAUGUGGGAAGGACUUCAGUCAGAGAGCAUAUCUUCAGUCCCAUCUGAAGACGCACAGUGUAGAGAAACCUUACAAGUGUGAGGAAUGCGGGCAGGGCUUCAAUCAGAGUUCCCGACUUCAGAUUCACCAGCUGACCCACACCGGAGAGAAGCCACACAAAUGUGAAGAGUGUGGGAAGGGAUUCAAUCGUAGAGCAGAUCUCAAAAUUCACUGCAGAAUCCACACUGGAGAGAAACCAUUUAAUUGUGAGGAGUGUGGGAAGGUAUUCAGGCAGGCCGCAAAUCUUCUGGCGCAUCAGAGAAUCCACAGCGGAGAGAAACCUUUCAAGUGUGCAGAGUGCGGGAAGAGCUUUGGUCGCAGUUCACACCUGCAAGCCCAUCAAAAAGUGCACACUGGAGAAAAGCCAUACAAGUGUGAGGAGUGUGGGAAGGGCUUCAAGUGGAGCUUGAAUCUGGACAUGCAUCAGAGGGUCCACACGGGAGAGAAACCCUACAAGUGUGGGGAGUGUGGUAAGCACUUCAGUCAGGCCUCAAGUCUUAAGGUUCAUCAGAGUGUUCACAGUGAGGAGAAACCGUACAAAUGUGAUGUGUGCGGCAAGGUCUUCCGCCACUCUUCACAGCUACAGUCUCAUCAGAGAGUUCACACAGGGGAGACCCCUUACAAGUGUGAGACCUGUGGUCAGAGCUUCCGUUGGCGAUCCAAACUUUCACAUCAUCGCAAAACUCAUGGUGGCAGUACGGUUUAUGAAGGUAACAAGAGUGGUAAGAACAUGAAGGAAUUGUGUGUGGAAAGAAGUUCUCCAAAAUGACGUUGUGUGAAACCCUGAAUUCUUACCAUCAUCGAGUCUCAUAAGAGAGAAAAUACUUGUUUGGUUUAGUUGGUAUUGAAGCAAUAAUUGAACCUAUCUCGGUUUUCACCAGAUCACACAGUGGAGAACCCUUAAGUGGUGUGAUAUGUCUUUGUUCAGAAGCACUUAGAUAGCACUUAGGAAUAGAGUUUGGUCUGGCCUUUAACACAAGUAUAAUGGUGUGCAUGCCAGAAUUCAUAUGCACUAGAAUGUAAGCUGCAUGAGGACAGGGACUUUGCUGCUAAAUAUACAUAGCCCUCAAAGCUGGAGGCAUCAUAAUUCUGGACUUCAAGUUAUAUUACAAAACUGUAACAAACAAAAUAGUAUUGUACUGGCACAAAAAUAGACACAUAGGUCAC